AUGUUUCCUCAAGAUUUGAAUGUCGUAAUUACCGACAAAGAAAUAGAAGUUAAUAUACCCAAGCUAACAGCUGAAGAUCAAAAAUAUAUGCAGAACUGGCAAGGAACUGAAAGAAAUAUUUUAAUUAGGCCAAAAUUAAAAACGAAAUGCACAAAAAUUAUCGCAGGGGGCACCAAAGAACGCAGGUAUCAAUAUCUUCUUGCACUUCUUUCAAAAACAGGACUUUUUACCGACCCCGGAGCUCUUAAAUUCGAUCGUAAGAUCCUCAUGCACUUAGAUCAUCGUAUCACUGCCAUUACUACACAAGAAGAGCUCGACAACAUGAGUGACUUCGAUUUAAAGCCAUUUGAAAACUAUUCUCGUCCAGCAGGUGGCGUUAAACCUGAAGAAUGUGUAGCUGAUCCAAUUACCGUUGGACCUGCUACAGCUGCUUAUAUAGUCAGCACUUUUGCAGAUAGUAUAGACAUUGACAAAUUAGAAAAAACAUUUGACGAUCAAGGUGAACCGGGUUGGGUUACAACAUUUGCAAUUCCAGUUCCAGUUUUUGUACUCAUCCGCCACAAUUUCUCCCAAAAUACUUAUACAUUUUCCUUCAAAGAUUCUCCAGAACUUCCAUCAAAAGUUAUCCAUGAUAUGUUUGUUAGAAUCAUUAACACACUUAAGCAAGAGUACUUCAUCAAGGCAACAAUAACAGAUGCCGAUCCAAUCGAAUUUGCUCAAUUCAAGCAAAAGAUUGAAAAAAGCAACUGCUACAUCGCAUUUACAACAAACUUCGAGCGCAUUGAUGAUGACUUGACCGAUUCUUACAUCUACAUCUUCUCUCGUUACGGAGAAUCGAACAAAGAUGCGCUGGAAAAUAUUGCAAAGGAAAUUUUCGACAUUCUCAAGGUCAUGAUGUGCAAGAAGUGCAAGCAUGUAUAUAACUCAACAAAUGAUAACUGUUUCCUUUACUAUCACCCAGGCCAAAGAAUUCCAAUUGAAGAUGGCGAAAUGGAAGAGUUUGAUGAAGACGAAGUUGAUGAAGAUGGAAACCCAAUUCCAAUCUACAACUGGUCUUGCUGCGGAGAAAUGAGAGCUGACGAAGAUGGAUGCAAGAAGAAAGAAAACGGAAAACACCAGCUCGAUACUACUUACCCUGAAAUAUCUAGUCUGAAGAUCGAAUACGAUUUGAAGUAUAAUGAAAAAUUCUAA
Messenger RNA from Trichomonas vaginalis G3, 1191 nucleotides. RefSeq names its product structural constituent of cuticle. The record is from RefSeq and is a predicted model, not a curated record. Lineage: Eukaryota; Parabasalia; Trichomonadida; Trichomonadidae. The transcript has a single exon. The coding region runs from base 1 to 1191 and encodes 396 amino acids.